Molecule: messenger RNA, 4850 nt
Organism: Sebastes umbrosus (honeycomb rockfish)
Lineage: Eukaryota; Metazoa; Chordata; Actinopteri; Perciformes; Sebastidae
Gene: fmn2b
Product: formin 2b
Exons: 20
Coding region: 183-4697 (1504 amino acids)
Biological process (GO): actin nucleation; intracellular transport
Cellular component (GO): nucleus; cytoplasm; endoplasmic reticulum membrane
Molecular function (GO): microtubule binding
Source: RefSeq, a predicted model, not a curated record
CUCCUCCACCACCACCACCACCACCACCACCACCAUCACCAGACGUGCAUCCACAGAUUAGGCCUAGACGGUUCUACGUUCUUCAGGUACAGGCAUCUAAAAGCUCCCCCCAGGCAGGAGGAGCUCUCCCCCGGCAUGACCUGAGAGGAGAGGCAGGAAGUCGUCGGACGCUCUGUAGCAACAUGGGCAACCAGGAGGCUAAGCAAAAGAAAGCAGCUGCAGCAGCAUCGGGUAAUGGAAGCUACCCUUCACUGGACGAAGGAUGGAGAGAGGGUGGAGGGGACGGCACAAAAAAGGGAGGAAAGAAACUCCACGGUAAGCAUGGAGGAGGAGGAAUGCAUGGCACAGGACCAGGAAAGAAGAAAAACAAAUCCGAGUCCAAGUCCUCUGUUUUCUCCAUCCGGAAGAGAAAGGGCAACCUGAAAGGGAAAGGAGACGCGUGUUCGUCGGUGACGGGCUCAAAGGAGGACGUUUUAGCAUCUCACCAUGACGAACUGGACAGCACAAAAACACCUGAGAUGUCCGCGGAUGAGCUCGGACAGUCGGACACUGAGGUCGAGAAGAAAAAGAUACCAGAGCCAGCGAUAAAAAAGGUUGAAGAUGGACGAGAGAAGAAGCAGCAAGAGAUGCAGCGGAAAGCCUCGACGGCAGCCACGUCUCCUACAGAGGAUGGGGGGCAGAAGGGAGGGAGCUCGGGGUCGGACACGGAUAUCUACAGCUUCCACUCGGCGGCUGACCACGAGGAUUUGCUAGCGGACAUCCAGCUCGCUAUAAGGCUCCAGCACCAACAGCAGCAUGGGGGGGUUAACUCGAUUGUGGAAACACAGGGAGGUGGCGGAAGGGAUCUGAGCUGGGGAGGAGGAGGAGAGGGGAAGAGGAAGCAGAGCAAUGGGGGAGUUAAAUUAACUCCUCCUGAGGUGCUUGACCUGACACCGGAAUUAGAGCUGGGUUCUGAUGCCCUGUCAUUCCUGGAGACGGGACCUCUGUCUGGCUCUGUCAAACACACGGAGCAGCCACCAACCCCGACACCACACCUCCCCGUCCACACAGAGGUGCACGAGAGGAGGGAGGAGAAGGGGAAGGAGGGGGUGGAGCAUCCGGAGCUAAAUGGGAAUGGGCAGAGGGAGAGAGAAGCCUCUCUUUGUGCUGCCACGGGCACAAAAGACCAGCAUGCUUGGGUGCAGCAGCCCCCUCACACAGCUAUCACCAUGGCUACUGCCGGGGGGGCAGCAGUCAGCCCGGUCACCAUGACAACUGGUGGUAACAGCUUCCCCGAUCUCACAUUUGACAGUGCUGGGAAAACCCCAGGGGACGAAGAGGAAGAGGAAGAGGAAGAGGAAGAGGAAGCAGGAGAGGAGGAGGAGAGGGUGCCCAGGGUGGAUGUAGAUCUCAGUCCUCCACACACCGCAGACAGCCACGACAAAAGUCCCGAACCCACCGAAGGGCUGAGCUCAGGGACCGUGUUCGAAGAAGGUGAGGGUCAGUUGGCCUCGGGUACCAGUGCAGAGUCCCUCGAGGACUGCCUGAGCACUGGAUCCGAAUCCAACCACUCUGCUGCCGCCAGCAGCGGUGGCUCGCCGUCCUACCAGCGGUGCAGGAGGAGCAGUGUGUGCUUCACCCCGCUGCCUCCCCAGGAGAGCCCCACAUUGGCCAAACGACUCCUCAGGUCCUCCCACUCCUCCGCCUCCUCUAGCCCUGUGGUGAAACCCUACCCUCCCAUCUUCCCUUCCUACAUCAAGACCACAACGAGACAGCUCAGCUCCCCAGGACUCUCCCCAGCCCUGUCCCCCUCCCACAGCCCCCUAUCCCCGCGCAGAGCCCACCACCACCUCCACAGGACGUUGGCCGAGGGUCAUCAUGCCCGCAGGCAGCGCUCUCGAAGCCUCGCCGGGCCUCUGAGUCGCUCGGCCGACUGGACGGAGGAGCUUGAGAGGAGGCUGAGGAGCAGAGAGGAGGACGGAGGAGGUUCAGGAGAAUAUCUGGUGGGCUACAGAGGAGGAGGCAGUCAACCCCUCUGUGCUACCAGAAGAUCCUCCUGUGGACAGGUUUCUACCUGCGGCUUUCAGGACAUCUUCACAGGUCGAACUCUUCUGGAGAAACUGUUCCUGCAGCAGCAGCAGGAGGAGCCCGAGGAGGCUGAGAGGCUCUGCUCCAGGAUCCUGGCCAUGGGUCUUCUGCUGCCUUUCUCCGACUGCUUCAGAGAGCAGCUGGGAGACAGCCCCGCCCACAUCACCUCCACCGCAUCGGCCAAGUUCGACCAUGACCAGCUGUAUACAUGGGCAGCAGUUAACCAGCCGACUCACUCCCUGGAUCCUCUGGAAGGGAAACUAGCAGGGCAGCUCAGGGGCCCCUGGCCUCCAACUAAGCCAGGCGAAGACAACAGGACUCGACUCAAAUCCACAGAGGCUGAAGACAAUCAAGAACACCAUGCAGCCGUCUUGGGUUUGGUGCAACAACAGAAGGAGAGUCAAGAGGAGGAAUGUGUCCUUCCUUCAACAAAACUGAAGCAAAAACACGUCAACGUCAUCCAACAGCUGGAACAAACCAUAGAAGACCUCAGGACUAAGAUCGCCGAGCUGGAGCGACAGCCCCCUCUGCUGGACAAGGACAGUAUUAUGAAACCCAGCACCACCUCCACCACGGACAGGGAGUGUGGAGGAGAGGAGGGCCUGCUGAGGGUGGUGUGUGACGCUCACCUGCAGACCGAAGCGGCUCCCGCUCCGGGCUGCCUGGAGGCCAAGUCGGUGCAGACCUCGCCCAUGGACGACAGCUUUAAGUUCAAAGUGCCUUGUAGUGAGCCGGCGGGAGGGAACGACUUCCUGCAGCCUCCGCCGAGGCAGGACGCCUUCCAGUGUUCGUGUCAGCUGCAGCCUCCUCCUCCACCUCCACCUCCACCUCCCCUUCCAGGAGGAGCAGCACCUCCUCAGCCUUUACCGGGACAGAUAGUGGCUCCUCCUCCCCCACCACCUCCUCCUCCACCGUUACCAGGAGGUGCAAUGCCAGCUCCUCCACCUCCACCACCCCCUCCACUCCCAUGUGGUUUUGGUCCACCUCCACCCCCUCCACUCCCUGGUGGUUUUGCUCCACCUCCUCCUCCUCCACUCCCUGGUGGCCUUGCUCCACCCCCUCCUCCUCCUCCUCCUCCUCCUCCUCUCCCUGGCGGCAUUGCUCCACCUCCUCCUCCGUUACCAGGAAUGGGAGCCCCACCUCCUCCUCCACCACCACCUCCAGGCUGUGGGCCUCCUCCACCACCUCCUCCACCAGGAGCCUUCUGUGUCCCCCCAGCUCUCCCAGGGAGCCUGGGAUCCCUGCCUCCUCCUCUGCCGUUUGGGCUGUACGCUCUGGGUCUGACCCAGGAGAAGCCGCCCAGGAAGGCUGUGGUGGAACCUCCGAGGCCCAUGAAGCCCCUCUACUGGACCAGGAUCCAGCUCAACACCAAAAAGGAGGUUUCUUCUUCUUCUUCGUUGGUGUGGGACACAAUUGAGGAGCCUGACAUGGACUUUGAAGAGUUUGUAGAGUUGUUCUCCAAAACAGCAGUGAAGGAGAAAAAGCAGCCGCUCUCUGACACGAUCACCAAGUCCAAGGCCAAACAGGUUGUGAAGCUCCUAAGCAAUAAGCGUUCUCAGGCAGUAGGAAUCCUCAUGUCCUCCCUGCAUCUGGACAUGAAAGAUAUCCAGCAUGCCAUCCUGAACUUGGACAACACAGUAGUUGACCUGGAGACCCUGCAGGCCCUGUAUGAAAAUAGGGCACAACAGGAGGAACUGGACAAGAUUGAAAAGCACAUCAAGUCCUCAAAAGACAAGGAGAACGCCAAACCUCUGGACAAACCCGAGCAAUUCCUCCACCAGCUCUCCCUGAUCCCAAACUUCUCCGGCAGAAUCUUCAGCAUCCUCUUCCAGUCCAGCUUCUCUGAGUGCAUGUUGUCCAUAAUGAAGAAACUGGACACACUGCAGAGGGUAUGCAAGGCGUUGCAGGACAGUGAGAAGGUGAAGCAGAUUCUCGGUCUGAUUCUGGCUUUUGGGAACUUCAUGAAUGGCGGCAAUCGCACCAGAGGCCAAGCUGACGGCUUCACCCUCGACAUCCUGCCCAAACUCAAAGAUGUCAAGAGCAGUGACGGCGUGAAAAGUCUUCUAUCUUACAUUGUUGCGUACUACCUCAGACACUUCGACGAGGAUGCUGGUAGAGAGACGUCUGUGUACCCUCUCCCUGAGCCUCACGACCUGUUCCAGUCUUCACAGAUGAAAUUUGAAGACUUUCAGAAAGACCUGAAUCGACUCAAGAAGGAUCUGAGAGCGUGCACGUCAGAAGUGGAAAAGGUGUGCAAGGUUUCAGACGAGGAUAACCUGCAGCCUUUCAAAGACAUGAUGGAGGAAUUCCUCGCAAAAGCUAAAAGUGAACUGGAGACCCUGGAAGCUCAACUCAGCAGCACUCACAAACUGUUCCUGGAGCUCACAGUGUUCUUCUCAGUGAAGGCCAAGUCAGGAGAGAAGGAGGCUUCACCCAACACGCUAUUCUGCGUCUGGCACGAGUUCUCGUCUGACUUCAAGGACCAAUGGAAGAAGGAGAACAAAGUCAUUCUCAAGGAGAGGUUAAAAGCAGCAGAGGAGUGUUUCCGACAGGCCAAGGAGAAGGCUUCCUACAGCGUCAAACCCAAACAUGCCACUGGCAUCAAAGCCAAGCUUGGCAUGAAGAUUUGACCCGGUGGACUUGGAAGGCUCGUUUUCCCCGACUUUGGGCACCAGCAGUGAGUCACAGACAAAAAAAAAAAAGUAUGGACAGAAGAGAAAAAUGAAGGGAUGUAUGUGCAGCGGAGCCUACUCUGGACAUCUCGUUUCAUUGAUUUAUUUCUU